GUAAAUUGGGAUUUAGAAGGUUUUCACAUGUUAUACGUGUUGCCCAAAUCCCAAAUCAUUUGGAAUUUGGGAUGCCAAAAUUCCAAAUUACUAGUAUUUGGGAUUUCGGCAAAAAAUACUAA
Messenger RNA from Dentiscutata erythropus, 122 nucleotides. The record is from the annotation of a GenBank genome assembly. NCBI's taxonomy places the organism in Eukaryota, Fungi, Glomeromycota, Glomeromycetes, Diversisporales, Gigasporaceae.